This is a messenger RNA of Labeo rohita (rohu), 3434 nucleotides long. Its product is annotated as NLR family CARD domain-containing protein 3-like. Gene Ontology annotation, molecular function: protein binding. The record is from RefSeq and is a predicted model, not a curated record. Lineage: Eukaryota; Metazoa; Chordata; Actinopteri; Cypriniformes; Cyprinidae.
AAGAUCAACACAUAUUACCUAAGUCAGUGGUGAAGAUCCAACUUUUCGGAUCCAUCAUGGAUGAAACACAAACAUCUGGAGAUGAAGAUUUUAUUCCAAGACACAGUUUAGUUCAUCAGAAAAUAUCAGAACAGGAGCCCCGCUGUGUGUCUAUGAAGAGUGACUGGUCUAUGGGCGAGCCAAUAAAUCUGAGUGGAGAUUCACAGUCUGGUCUCAGCAAUGAAGUCCUCAACUCAUUUAAAUCAAAUUUGAAAAAGACGUUUGAGCGCCUGUAUGAGGGAACAGCGACACAGGGAAACCCAAUGCUGCUGAAUGAGAUCUACACAGAGCUCUACAUCACAGAGAGUGAGAAUGGAGAGAUCAAUAAUGAGCAUAAGGUGAGACAGAUUGAGACACAAUCCAGGAGAGCAGCAACAGAGGACAGAGUGAUCAAAUGCAGUGACAUCUUUAGACCUUUACCUGGACAAAACAAACCCAUCAGAACUGUGCUGACAAAGGGAGUCGCUGGCAUUGAAAAAACAGUCUCUGUGCAGAAGUUCAUCCUGGACUGGGCUGAAGGAAAAGAGAAUCAGGACGUCCGACUCAUAUUUCCACUACCAUUCAGAGAAAUCAACUUAAUGAAGGGCAAAAAACUCAGUCUUUCAGAUCUUCUUACAUUCUUUUUCCCUGAAACAAUAGAAAUGGAAAUAUCCAGUGACGAAUAUAAAGUGUUGUUCAUCUUUGAUGGUCUGGAUGAGUGUCGUCUGUCUCUGGACUUUAGGAGUGAAGUGAAACUGUGUAAUAUAUCUGAAUCAGCCUCAGUGGACGUGCUGCUGAUUAACCUCAUUGUGGGGAAUCUGCUUCCCUCUGCUCUCAUCUGGAUCACCUCCAGACCAGCAGCAGCUGAUCUCAUUCCCUCUGAGUGUGUCCAUCGAGUGACAGAGGUACGAGGCUUCAAUGAGCCACAGAAGGAGGAAUUCUUCAGGAAGAGAAUCAGUGAUCAGAGUCUGGCCACCAGAAUCAUCUCACACCUGAAGUCAUCAAGGAGCCUCUACAUCAUGUGUCACAUCCAAGUGUUCUGCUGGAUCUCAGCCGCUGUUCUAGAAAAGAUGUUGAGUCAAGCAGAGAGUGGAGAGAUUCCCAAGACCCUCACUCAAAUGUACACACACUUCCUGAUCCUUCAGACCAACAUCAAACAUGAGAAGGACUAUGACGAGAACGUGACAGAUGAAGACAUGAUCUUUAAACUGGGGAAACUGGCUUUUCAGCAGCUUCUGAAAGGAAAUCUGAUAUUCUAUGAUGAAGACCUGAGAGAGAGUGGCAUUGAUAUGACAGAAGCAUCAGUGUACUCAGGAUUGUGCACUCAGAUCUUCAGAGAGGAGUUGGGCUUGUAUCAGGGUAAAGUCUUCUGCUUUGUUCAUCUGAGCCUUCAGGAACAUCUAGCAGCUCUAUAUGUGCACCUCUCCUUUACAAUCAACAACAUCAAUGUGUUUGACCAAACCAAACCAAGUUUUUUGUCUAAGAUUUUUAACCAGAAGAAAUCUAAUUCAUUAUCUGAGCUGCAUCAGAGAGCUGUGGAUGAGGCUUUACAGAGUAAGAAUGGACAUCUGGAUCUUUUCCUGCAGUUUCUUCUGGGUCUCUCAGUGGAGUCCAAUCAGACUCUCUUACGAAAACUACUGACACAGACAGGAAACUGCUCCUACAACACAGAGGAAACAGUUCAGUACAUCAAACAGAAAAUAAGGAAGAAUCGCUCUACUGAAAAAUCCAUCAAUCUGUUCCACUGUCUGAAUGAACUGGGUGAUGAUUCGCAUGAGGAGAUCCAAGAUUAUCUGAAAUCUGGAAAAAUAAGAAAAUCCAAACUUUCCUUUUCACAGUGGUCAGCUCUGGUUUAUGUGUUGCUGACAUCAGAGCAGAAGAUGGAUGUUUUUGAUCUAAAACAGUUUAUUGGAAAACAACAUAAACCAGAUGAAGUUCUUCAGUAUUUGUUACCUGUGGUUAAAGAAUCCAGAUCAGUUCAGCUAUGUGGAUGUAAUCUCACUGCACAGUCCUGUGAAAGUUUUUGUUCAGCUCUGCAAUCCUCAAACAUCCUGAGAGAGCUGGACCUGAGUAACAGUGACCUACAGGAUUCUGGAGUGAAGCAUCUUACCGAUGGACUGAAGAGUCCAACCUGUCAGCUGGAGAUUCUGAGAUUGUCUGGCUGUAUGGUGACAGAGAAGGGCUGUCGUUAUGUGUUUUCAGCUCUAAGUUCAAACCCCUCACACCUGAGAGAGCUGGAUCUGAACUACAAUCACCCAGGAGAUUCAGGAGUCAAACUACUUACUGAAAAACUGUUGGAUUCAACCUGCUCACUGGACAAACUCAAUGUGGAUCAUGGAGGAGAAUCCAGGAUUACAGCAGGAAUAAAGAAAUAUGCCUGUUUUCUCACACUGGAUCCAAACAUAGCAUACACUGAACUAAUUCUGUCUGAGGAAAACAGAAAGGUGAAAUAUGCAAGGAAUCAGUUGUAUCCUGAUCAUCCAGACAGAUUUGAUUAUUAUCCUCAGCUGUUGUGUAGAGAGAGUGUGUGUGGACGCUGUUACUGGGAGAUUGAGUGGAGUGGACGUGUGUGUAUAUCAGUGUCAUAUAAGAGCAUCAGCAGGAAGGGAGACAGUGAUGAGUGUUUGUUUGGAUAUAAUGAUCAAUCCUGGGGUUUGUUCUGCUCUGCUGACAGUUAUUCAUUCAUGCACAAUAAGAUACAGACUGAUCUCCCUGUGAAGCCCAACAGUCGUAGAAUAGGAGUGUUUGAUGAUUAUAUCAGGAGAAUCGGAGUGUAUGUGGAUGUGAGUGCAGGAACUCUGUCCUUCUACAGCGUCUCUGACACAAUGAGUCUCAUCCACACAGUCCAGACCACAUUCACUCAGACGCUCUAUCCUGGGUUUAGUGUUGAUUAUUGGUCAUCAGUGAAACUGUGUUAAGAAAUCAGAAUAGACUGAUGAGAGAUUGUACCCAUAAUGCUUUGAGCUGCAUGAUAAAUCAGUAACAGUGAGAUGUUCUGGAGUCUCUUCAUGACAUUAAUACUGCAGCCCAACUUCUGUCACUCAAAUAACAGUCAAAAUAUAUAUGUGUCAGAAAUCACUGUAUAGUCAGUAAGAUCAGUCUAUAUGUGUCUAUAUUUGUGAUUGUGAUUUUGUGAUUGUUGUCUCAUCAAUCAUUUGUUUUAUUAGUGUCAAAAUGUAAAAAUGUCACAAUCAUGACUGAUGAAGAACAUGUAAUUUAUUUCUGUCUUGUUUUUGUACAGAAAUAAUAAAACACAAUCUCAACAAAUCAAGUUGAGAUCAGAUUUUAAUUGAUGUUUGUAUCAUGAAUAUAAUCGAUUCCUCACAAGACUGAAAUGAGUUUCUGACAUUAUAAAAUAUGACAUUAAUCACAGCAUUUCAUAAAAUAUAUAAUUUUAACUACCGUAAAGGUUUAUU